GGGAAAUCAACCGAAGAUGGCCUCACCAAGGACAAUAACCAUUGUUGCCCUAUCUUUUGCACUGGGUCUAUUUUUUGUUUUCAUGGGCACGAUUAAACUUACGCCGAGACUGAGCAAAGAUGCUUACAAUGAAAUGAAGCGGGCCUACAAGAGCUAUGCCAAGGCGCUGCCGGGCCUGAAGAAGAUGGGCGUGAGCUCGGUGCUGCUGCGCAAGGUGAUUGGCACGCUGGAGGUGAGCUGCGGCGUGGUGCUGACACUGGUGCCAGGCAAGCCCAAGGACGUGGCCAACUUCCUGCUGCUGCUGGUCAUGCUGGCCGUGCUCUUCUUCCACCAGCUGGUCGGCGACCCCCUCAAGCGCUACGCCCACGCGCUGGUCUUCGGCAUCCUCCUCACCUGCCGCCUGCUCAUCGCACGGCAGAGCGAGGACCAGCAGCAGAGGCCUGGCGCAGGGGACCAGCGGGGCGGGGAGGAGAGCCGAGAGGCAAGGGAGGUGGGGGACAAGGAAAAGAACAAAGUCAAGCUCUCCUAGUUGCCUCCAGAUGUCUCUCUCUCUCUCUCCUUUCCUCCCUGUUCCCCUUCUCCUCCUCCUCCCCUUCUGGCUAGCUGGCUUGGCUGGCUGGCUGGUGGACAAAGCUGGGGCUUCUCUUUUGGGGAAAAGUUGAUGCUUUCUUCUGGAUGAGGAUGACGACGACAAUGACGAUGAUGGAAGUGGUUUUAGGUGUCCGAACAAAGACAGUCACCACAUGCAGAGUGAUCAAUCUUCAUUUCACCAAAGUCCCCCACACCACACACGUAUACACUGUCUUUUUUCCGAUCCUGGCCCACACUCAUAACUGGUUAAAAGGAUCUCAUUCUGGUUCACUUUUGUGUUAAUGUCAGCCAUCUUGGCUUCUUAACGUGGGGGUGGUCACACAAUCCCUUUUUUUACCGUCUCUGAUAAUCAUCGUGUGGCAACUGUUUGAUAUGAUAUGUAGCUGAUAUGGGAAGGGAGAGAGGAAAUGUGUUGCACAUAUUCUUCAGUUGCUCUUUCUCCAUGUUGUUUUUCUAUUUAUUUAUUAAUUUCACCAAUCAAAGGUUAGGAUAUGUAACACGCCAUAUGGUUUUAACAAACCCAUACUGUCAAUGUCAAAGUAUUAUCUAUGACUGUAAGAUUAUACUGUGGUUAUGCAGAAAGGACUACUUUUACAAUGAAGAUGAAACUUGAUGCUUUUAUAGGUAAAUGAGUUGAUAAUAUUAAAAAAACAAUUUAGUUUAAUAUCUUCCCUGAGGUUAAAUAUACAUUUAAUUUAGUAGUGCAGUUACGACUUAGUUAUGUUGGUUGAAAUUCAUCCCAAUUGUUUGUAAUAGUGUAGUGAUUUUUAAAAACCUCUAUGUGCUUUUUUGUUUCUUCUUUUUAGUUAAGGAAAACAAUCUCAUCUCCGUUUUGAAUGCAUGGUGAAAUAAUGCCACUCCACAGUAAAGUUGUAAAAAGGAAGCAACUUACGAACCACAAAUAACUAAGUGUAGUUGGCUAUACAUUAAUUCCCUAAUUCUCAGAUAUGUUUAUUUUUUACGAAAGUCAGAAAACAUAUGUAUCAUGCUGGAAGAUAUGUAAGGAUUAUGCUUCUGCUGUAUCACAAAAAUACAUUUGAAAACGAGCACCCAAU
Molecule: messenger RNA, 1646 nt
Organism: Engraulis encrasicolus (European anchovy)
Lineage: Eukaryota; Metazoa; Chordata; Actinopteri; Clupeiformes; Engraulidae
Gene: tmem35
Product: transmembrane protein 35
Exons: 2
Coding region: 17-529 (170 amino acids)
Biological process (GO): positive regulation of protein localization to cell surface; chaperone-mediated protein complex assembly
Cellular component (GO): endoplasmic reticulum
Molecular function (GO): acetylcholine receptor regulator activity
Source: RefSeq, a predicted model, not a curated record